GGCUAACCAUAGUUAACUCCAUUACUGUCAUUUUAAUUAGUUUCCUCCUCGAGUCGGGUCAAUACUCCAUGGCUGAACCUUCAUCGUCGUCGUUUCAACCCAUUUCUUCUCCGGCCAAUAAUAUCGCAGUUCAAUAUGAUGUAUUCGUGAGUUUUCGAGGCGAAGAUGUUAGAAACAAUUUUGUUAGCCAUCUUCAGGCUGCAUUCAAACGCAAAGGAAUCACAACUUUUUUCGAUGAAGAGCUCAAGAGAGGGCAACAAAUCUCUCCCGCUCUUCUUAAAGCUAUACAACAAUCUUCCAUUUCCGUCGUCGUUUUCUCUGAGAACUAUGCUUCUUCUAGAUGGUGUUUGGAUGAGCUUUUGAAGAUUGUUGAAUGUAGAAACACGUAUGGCCAGAUCGUCCUCCCGGUUUUCUACCAUGUAGAUCCAUCAAAUGUCCGAAAUCAGACAGGGAUUUAUGCAGAAGCAUUCGCUAAACAUCAGCAAACUCGCGAACAAGAUGAAAUACAAAAAUGGAGGGAUGCUCUCACAGAAGUUGCAAAUUUGUCUGGUUUGGAUUCCGCUAACUGGAGGCUAGAGUCUGAAAUGAUUGACAAAAUCACUCAAGAAAUACUUAAGAAACUAGACCGUUUAACGUUAAAUAACGUCGAUGGGGUAGUUGGAAUUGAAGUUCGUGUGGAGCGUAUUGAGUCUUGUCUACGUCUGAUGAUUCCAAUGAUGAUGUUCGCAUUUUAGGCAUUUGGGAAUGGGUGGCAUUGGUAAAACUACAGUUGCCACAGCUUUGUUUCAUAAAAUAAAAUAUGAAUUUGAUGGUUAUUGCUUUCUUGAGAACGUUAGAGAAAAUUAUGGUAAAAAUGGCAUGGACUACCAAAUUUACAAAGGAUGCUCUAUCUCAAGUUACGCAGGAACAACAACACCUUUCAAUGCAUAUUUCAAGAGCUUUCCUUAAAAGUAGGUUGUGUGGAAAGAAGGUGCUCAUUGUUCUUGAUGAUAUUGAUGACAUAGAACAAUUAGAGAAUUUAAGUUGGAGGAUGAAUUGGUUUGGAGGUAGGAAGUAGAAUUGUCAUAACAACUAGAAAUAGACAACUUCUUAUUGAUCAAAGUUGAUGAAGUUUAUGACUACGCAAGGGAGCAUUUGUCUGAUGAGGAAGCUUUGCUUCCUCUUUAGUCACUAUGCGUUUAAAACAACCCAACCACCAGAGAAUUACCUUGAGCUUUCGAGAAAGGCUAUAAAUUAUGCAUCAGGGAUUCCCUUAGCUCUCAAGCUCUUAGGUUCUUAUCUACGUAAAAAAGAUGAAAGAACGUGGAAAAGUGCAUUGCUAGACUAGAAAGAUUUUCGAUGAUGAAAUAUCUAGGAGAGUACUAGAGCUAAAGCUUUGAAGGACUUAAUUCAAAUGAGAAAGACCAUUCUACUUGAUGUAGCAUGUUUCUUUAAGGGAGAGGAUAUUGAACUUGCCAGUUUAGUAUGGGAGCUUGUGGCUUUUUCUCGCAUGAUGCUAUUUUCUGUACUUAGUGACAAGUGUCUCAUAUCAAUGGAAAACAACAACUCUCGACUUUGGAUGCAUUGAUGUUAAUUCAAGAGAUGUGCAAAGCAAAUUGUUCGAAAAGAGAGCAUUGAACCAGGUGAGCGCACUCGGUUGUGGAAUCUAAAGAAUAUCUUCAUGUAUUUAACAAAGAUAGUGGGACUCCAAAAAUUCAAUGCAUAAUCUUGGAUUGUCAGAAACUAAAGAGGUAUUAGAAUUAGGGUGAGGAAGCUUUUGUGAAAAUGGAGAAACUGAGAUUGUUGAAGUUUCUUCUCUAGACAAUUAGAUGAAAUCAGCACCAACAUAGGCUUCCUCGUGGUUUGACAAUGCUUCCAGAUAGCUGACAUAUCUUUUUUGGGAUUUUCUAUCCGAACAAGUUUCUUGCUUCAAAAAUUUCAUCCAGAAAAUCUUGUUGGGUUGUUUUUACGCCAGAGUUGCAAUAGACAACCGGUGGAAAGGACAUCGGUAAUAUUUAUUUAUUUAUUUCUCUCUCUUUCUCCUGUAUUUGAAAGGGCCGAGUAAUUUGUCAAUUGUUAAAAAAGUU
This is a messenger RNA of Benincasa hispida (wax gourd), 2066 nucleotides long. The record is from RefSeq and is a predicted model, not a curated record. Lineage: Eukaryota; Viridiplantae; Streptophyta; Magnoliopsida; Cucurbitales; Cucurbitaceae.